UGUGGGACAACAUGUUUUUGUGCUCUUAGUUUCCUUGUAUAUACUGAUACAGUAUUUGCAAGUAAACACCAACAACAUUUAAAUUUAGUUAACAUGAAUUAACAAUGAAUAUUUCUACAUCAUUUGUUAAUUUUGGUUCAUGACAAGUAAUGCAUGUUUAAAAUAAAAUUUUGUUCUGAAACAAUGAACUAACGUGAUAAAACAAUGAACAACAACAUUUGUAUUAAUUAAUAUUCAAGAAUUAUGUUGCUUGUUGUUCAUGUUUGUUACUGCAUGAAGUAAUGUUAUUGAAUGAGUCCUUGUUGUAAAGUGUUAACCUUUUGAGUUUCAGUAACUCUUGAUUUUUGAAUGGGGUGUUACCAUUAAAGCAGUGGUCCACUGAUUUGGACACAGAUUUGAUGGGUGAUUUCUUGUUGGGAGCAGAAGGAACAGACUGUCAUUCACAUUCAGAGUAGACACAAUUGUAUUAUCGAGGUCAGACAUUGAUGUUGGAUGAUCCAGUUCUAAUUCAUCUCAAAGGUGUUUCAGUGGAUUUAGGUCUUGGCUAUGUAAUGGCCAGACUUCUUUCACACCAGAUUCAUAAACAAUACGGACCUCACUUUGUGCACAGGAAAGGCUGGAGCAUGAAUGGGGUCUUCAGCAAACUGUUAUAGGCACAUUGUAUGCAAUAGCAUAAAGAUUCAUCUUCACUGAAAUUAAGACAAACUGGUUAAUUAGAAAGUAAAUACACUUUUAUACUAAUAUGUUGUGUAUUUCUCAAAAUGGGAGAUAUUAGGGAAAAAGUCACCAUGUUGUUGAUGUCCUAUUUCUUUUGUUUCUACAGUUGGUACAUCAUCUGCAUUCUUCUGCCAUUUAUUAAAGGUUUUCCAGUGCCCCGGAUGUUAAAAGUGGAGGCUGUUGCUGGACGGUCUGUGAUCUUGAAUUGUUCCUUGAGGGGCAUUAAUCCUGAAGAGAUUUCUGUACAGUGGAGAGAAGAUAACAUAACCUUUAUGUUUGACAUUAUAAAGGGCAUAGAAACAGUUGGUCAAGAGUACAAGGACAAAGUUCAAAGUUUCCCUGAAGAGUAUCAGAAGGGAAACUACUCCAUCAAAAUAGAACAUCUUCAAAUCACUGAUGCAGGAAAAUAUCUGUGUCUUAUCACAAGCACAAGCUUGCAGCAUUCUGAAAUUAUAGUGCUUACUAUUAAGGAAAGACCAGGAGGAACAGAACCAACUGAAACAAAUUUAACCUCAUCGGCUGAUGGGUCUUCUGCUGUUAUAGAUGUAAUGUGGUUCUUCUGGUUUUUAUUUUUGUUUUGUAUGCAUUAGUUUUAUGCAUGGUUUUGCAUUGUUGGUUGAUGUCAAUGAUAUCAAUGUUUGUUGAUUCAAUGUGAUAUCAAUGAUUCAGUGCUUCAAUGCAAGAAGACCCAGUAUUCAAUGAGGCGAAAUGCUGUAGAAUGGAGUCAUGAGGGAGAACCUUGUCUUUUAUUGACUUGGGGGCCAUCCUCAUGAUGAAGAUAGUGGGGGGACUGGUGGUCUGGAGGGGAUUAUUUUACACCAGACUACACUUUAGUCACCAAAUAGUCUCCAUAUUAGUUUGGUAGCGGUGUCUUUGAGUAUAUCAAAAUAAAUAUUGUUUCUAAAAGGAGCUGACUCUUCUGUUCA
Messenger RNA from Triplophysa rosa, 1643 nucleotides. Its product is annotated as CD276 antigen homolog. Gene Ontology annotation, biological process: cellular response to lipopolysaccharide; cell surface receptor signaling pathway; immune response. The record is from RefSeq and is a predicted model, not a curated record. Bases 762 to 1307 code for a protein of 181 amino acids. NCBI's taxonomy places the organism in Eukaryota, Metazoa, Chordata, Actinopteri, Cypriniformes, Nemacheilidae. Gene Ontology annotation, cellular component: external side of plasma membrane. The transcript is spliced from 3 exons.